Lethenteron reissneri (Far Eastern brook lamprey) is the source of this 4250-nucleotide messenger RNA. RefSeq names its product dynein axonemal intermediate chain 7 (gene DNAI7). Gene Ontology annotation, molecular function: beta-tubulin binding; microtubule binding. The record is from RefSeq and is a predicted model, not a curated record. Lineage: Eukaryota; Metazoa; Chordata; Hyperoartia; Petromyzontiformes; Petromyzontidae. Gene Ontology annotation, cellular component: axoneme.
CCCCCGCCCCCCGGUUGCUACGGCGACGCGGCGCUUGGCUUCAACACGGAGGGCCGGGUUGACUUGAGAUUCACUCUACAAUGUCGGCCAAGAGCCGCAGCGUCGUCGCCAGCGGCAAGAGGCGGUCGGGAAAGGUGGACAAGCAAAAGGAGGAGGAACGCAGGAGGCAGGAGGAAGAGGAGGCCCGCAUACGCAAGGAGCAGGAGGAGGCGGAGAGGCAGGAGAGGGAGCGGCUGGAGGUGGAGGAGAGGGAGCGGCUGGAGGCCAAGGAGCGCGAGCGCCGUGAUGGAGAACUGGCGGAGCUGAGCGAGGCCCUGCAGGCCGUGCGGCUCAGCACGGCGCAGGCGGAGAGCCAGCAGAGAGCCAGCGCUCAGUGGGAGCGCUACAUGCGCUGCGACGGCACCCCGGACCCGAGCGAGGCGAAGGAGAUCAACACCUUCCUGAGCCUCUGGGCCGAGAGUGCCCCACGUGACGUCGCCACGGUGCUGCCGGAGUGCAGCACCGCGCUGGACCUGAUUGAGGAGCUGGAGCUUAUUCUGGCUGACACGCCGGACGGAGUUCUCAAUGUGCAGACUGUGUCCCGGCAUCGCCACUCCAUCCUGCAGCUGCAGGAGAUCAUCGCCAGAAAGCUGGACCAGGUCACCCAUGACCUGCUGAAGUGUGCAAGCAAGGACGCCGACCUCGAGACUGGCAACCUUCAGACGGUGGUGGAGAGCCCCUUCAUGACCCUCAUGCUGUGGGCCAACCUCAACAAGAAUCCGAGGUUUAAAGGCUACGAAUUUGCGGAUCGGGGCGUGGGCUUCGAGCUGCCCAAGCCGCUGGCCGCUUGCCCGGUCGCCGUGCGCAUCCUGUGGACCCGCUACGACCACCUCACCCACCUCUGCGCCACCUCCGACCUCACGACCGCAACGACGGAUGGCGUUCCCGCCGGACCAGCCGCCGAUCCGGCUGAACGAUCGGACGCGAGACCGCGGACGGGAGACGCAACGGCGGCGCCGCCGGAGAAGGAGCGGCGGGAGGAGGAGGAGGGAGCCGAGCAGGAGGGGAAGGAGGGAGGGGAGGCUGCCGUUGGCGACGGUGGCGGCGGAGCGGAGGAGCCGAGCGCGCAGGCAGAGGAAGGUGCGGCGCAAAUUGAGAGGCGCAAGAGUCCAAUGAGCACCUCAUCACAGGCGGACGAUGAGAAGGUUGCUGGGACAGAGGAGGAGACGGAGAUCACCGUGGUGGAGACGGACCGAGCUGCACCACCAGAGCUGCCGGUGCAGCAGCAUGGCGGGGCGAUGGGGAGCGACGAGGUGGACUUGAGGCAGCAGUUGCCUCUCGGCGGAGUCCUCUACGUGGAUCUGCUGGAGCUGCCUCCGCAGCCCACGCUCAUCAGUGGCUGGACCAUCACGCAGGAGCUCGAGGAGGAGGGGGACCUGCGGUCGUACCCCUACCGCGGCGGCGAUGCGGCGACACAAAGGGGGGCCCCCUCGGCGGGUGAUUCCCGGGGGGCCGGCGAGGAGCACGAGGCGGAGGGGGAGCCGCGUGACCCCCCGCUGGGGAUCACGGUGGCCGUGCCGCCCUCGCUCGUGGUGUUUGAGGCUCCGCAGGUCGCCCGCUGGGACCCACAGAGACAGCGCUGGCGGACGGACGACGUGAGCGACGUGACGUACGACGAGGCCACCAGGAAGGUGGCCUUCCGGCUGGCGACAGCGGGGCCCGUGUGCCUCCUGGCGGACGCCCACGUGAACAUGCCCUACCACGGCUGGGAGCUUCGCUCAAAGGGGCCCCAGCGCGUCUUGUUCACCGUCAUGGCCGCCUUCGUCGACGUCGAGUUCGAGAUUCGGCCGGGCGAAUGCCGUCUGUGCGAGCUGCCGGAGGAGGGGGGCGAGAGCAAGACCCUGUCGUCUCUGCGCGGCGUGUGGAUGAGUCCUGCCAGGCUGCGCGACACCCUGCGACGACACGGCCUCAACGUCUUCCCCGGAGCGCACUCGGACAAAUACGUGGCCGUCAACGUAAAGGACGCGCAGGCAGAGAGCAGGGCCUACGAGCAGAUGGCCCUGCUGGUGUCAAACUUCUCCUUCUCCUGGAGUCGAUGGAAUGCGACCAGGGGUGCUCACCAGCUCGUCAUGCAGGUGCGCGAGGGCGAGGAGGCCGCCGGCGGCGACGCCUGGGGCCUGCUGCUGGUGACGGCCGAGCGGUCGUGCCGGCUGCGGAUGUCCGAGUCGGCUCCAGCCUUCACCGACGAGCUUCCCGAUGGCGCCGAGCUUCACUCGACGCUGUGCCACGCGCUGCUGGCCGCGCGCGACUCCACUCCCGCGGAAAUGCGAGCCGCCGCCACGGCCGCGCCGGCGCUGACGUCCACCCUGCGCCAGCUGCUUGCCUCCACCAGGGUCCUCUCCUACUGCUAGUGGCCGACGCUCGUGCGGCGCCGGUUCCGAUUCCCCCGGUGGGGUGGUUUGCCCCGGCUGGCUCAUUGUCCUCAACAACAAUUAAAGCCACACAUACACACACACGGUGUGUUUUUAAUAUAUAUUUGCUUGUGGUAACCUUAACUAAUUUAACUAUUUUGUUUUUUACCAGGUAAGGGUCCACUGAGCUAUGUAGCUCAGAAGUGACCUGGCUAUCACAAAUGAUAGCUCAACCAAGUGGUGGCUCAUCAUCUCGAAAUUUACAGCAGCAAAAUACUCUGAACGCGUGACAUUGAUUCUGAACGCAGAGGGAAAAAAACGGAGGACCCGGAAAAAAAUCCACACGACCACAGGGAGAUGGACAUGCAAACUCAAAAUAUAAAGGAAUCAGGGUCGUGAUCAAACCCACGACCUCCUGCAUACCAGGCAGGGUAGUCAACAUCACGUUUUCAGAGUAUCUGGCUGCUGUUAUAGAUUUCCACAUAAGCCACUUCGCUCUAGCUAUCUGUGAUAGCCAGGUCACUGGCUAUCACAGAUAGUACAGUUCAGUGUGGGGCCUUACCUGGUAUAAUAAAAACAUAGUGAACUCGCUCUCGAACAGAGGGGACACCUCCAAGGUGCGUGGAGGAACCACAGAUGAGCGGGAAGGCAGCAGCACGAUGAGCCGGCACCUACAAUCGUCCGAGCUCUGCAGUCCCCGUGGGGAGUCAACGGUUAUCGUUUGUAGUUACCAACGACCCCUGUGGUCAUCAUCAUUAUCGUCGUCGUCAUCAUCGGCAGCAGCAGCAGCAGCCAUGAUUCUGCGACGUAACAAUCCACCCACCACCUGCACAAGAGCCGAUUUCAUCGCUUCAUCUCCACGGUAGCCGUCUUCUCGGACACGUUCCAUUCCUUGGCUGCCACUCCGUUUUUACUCUUGACCAUUGGCUAUCAUCUUCGUCCCUUCUAGCCGUGACGCAUCCUGCCUGAGCCCCACUCGCUUUGCGUUAAUGGUUUGGAUGUCAUCAACCCUUUUCCGUUCCGAUGACAUACAUGUAUUAUAUUUUAAGUUGUUUUUCAUAUACGUCAUCAUAACUUAAUACAGUGCUUUUGGCUGUAACGGUUCCACCUGAAGACGGAAGCUUGUGUUGCCUCCGAAACGUCGUGAUUUAAUUUAGUUGUUUUCAUUUAUUUUAUUUUUUUACCUACGUGACUUUACCAGAAAAAACAAAGAGUAUGAAUCCUUGCAGUCACGAAAGCUUCAAAUCUAGAAACAAUAACUUUAUCGGUGCUGAGGCUCCCACAAGGCCACGCGGGAGGGCGUGGCACAGUUUGGUGCCAGCUAUUGUAGAGUUUCGGCGGUCGUGUCACGACGGUUCUCUGCGGUGAGUAGCAACGUCUUUAAAAACGACGGCGCGACUGCUGUGCCUCUCUACAUAAACUGAACGCCGAGCCACUUGCGCGUUGCGAGAUUCCACGGUGAACGGGGACACCCACCACCUUGCAACUUUCAGACGUUGUAGACAGGAAAGAGGUGAACUUGCGUGUAACCUCUCAUCCACUUGCUCCUCUCUCUUCAGCUUUGGUUACAUUUUUUAUGUCUGGCCCAACUGGUCAUGGCAGUGAUUUUCUAUAUUUUUCAGAGGGGGGGCCACUUUCACCGAUAAGACAUCAUCAGUGUGAGGGUCGACACACAUGAAACCAUUGGGGCUUUGACAGCACGAUGAUGGGGGGUGUUUUCACAUGCGGUGUUGUGAUGGGGGCUGCAUGUCAGGGGGCGGCACUAAAGGCAAUGAAGAACACCGCUCUGUAGGCACACAGGGGGCACAAGCUAUCCAUUGUUGCGGUUUGAAUAAAAGUGCCGGCAAGGCUGAACACUUA